CUCUCUCUCUCUCUCCUCUCUCUAUAAAUAUAUAUGUAUGUAUAUACCCAUUCCACAAGAUUCAUUCUGAAAGGAGGAUUUACACCCAAGAACAAGACGAUCACAAGCAGUAAACAUGAACAGAGCCAUGACCUCUUCUUCAGCUGAUGAUAAUAAAACAUGUGGUGUUUGCUCGAGGAGUGUGGCAACAGGGCAAGGCCAAGCCAUAUUCACAGCAGAGUGCUCCCAUACCUUCCACUUCACCUGCAUUGUCCGGCGUGGCAGUCGCCUUUGCCCCGUCUGCAAUGCCCAAUGGAAUCAUCUUCCUUUCACUGUCCCAACCCCCAGCACAAACAUUGAUCCCAGUAAUGCAUUUUGCGGCCUGUCUAAUUACAUCCCUUUUUCGUUCUCUAUGUUUUCUACACCGGUACCCCAGUUUCCUCCUGUUUUCAGUCGAGUCUCCCAGCCACAAUUCCCUUCAGAGCCCCUUUUUCAAUUUUCUGACGAUGAGCCCCUGAUUGCUGUCACUGCUGAUCCCACUUCGUUGACGUCUCCUGUUGGCCUGCAGAAGGUUACUAUCAAGGCCGUCCCAGAGCGUCCAGCCGUUGCUGCUUCAGAAUCUGUAUCUCUGUUUACAGUUCUUGUUGGACUAAAGGCACCAUCGCUGUCAAAUGAUGCAGGUUUUGCUCAGCGUGCGCCUAUUGACCUUGUUACAGUGCUUGAUGUCAGUGGGAGCAUGGUUGGAUCAAAGUUGGAUCUUGUCAAGCGUGCUGUUAACUUUGUUAUUGAUAACUUGGGCCCAUCCGAUCGACUCUCGGUAGUGUCUUUUGCUACUCAAGCUAGGAGAAUGUCGCCUUUAUGUAGAAUGACGGAGAAUGGACGUGAAGAUGCUAAGCGGGCUGUUAAUGCACUUGUGGCAAGUGGUGGGACGAAUAUCGUUGAAGGCCUGAAGAAGGGCGUUCGAGUUCUUGAAGAAAGGCGGCACAAGAAUCCAGUCACAAGCAUCAUAUUCUUGUCCGAUGGGAACGACACUUGCAACCAUAGCUCAGUUUUCCCAAGCUUCUCAAGUUCAAGUUCAGGACAGGCUCCAGAGUACCUACAUCUAUUGCCUGCUUCCAUUUGUCCUGCAAAUAGAGGAACAGACGACGUGCGACAGCUAGAAACGUUUCCAGUCCAUUCGUUUGGUUUUGGUUCAGACCACGACCCCAUCGCAAUGCAUUCCAUUUCUGAUGCAUCGGGUGGAACUUUCUCCUUCAUUGAGUCCUAUGAAAUGGUGCAAGAUGCGUUUGCUGGCUGCAUUGGCGGUCUCCUGAGUGUGGUAACUCAGGAUGUUCGUCUAAUGGUGAGAUCAGCCUCUCAUGGGGUCGAAAUUCAGUCGAUUCCUUCAGGAAGAUAUGCAAGUGAAAUUUCAAACCAAGGAUCACAGGGCGUAGUCAAAGUUGGGGAACUGUAUGCGGACGAGGAAAAGGAGUUUCUGAUCAACUUAUCCAUCCCUGCUGUCCCGAUGGAUGAAUGUGAGGAAAACGAGAGAAAGACGACACUUUUGGACAUAACAUGUUCCUACAAAGACGUAGUGUCUAAAGAGAUAGCGCAAGUAGAAGGCGACUUAGUUGAGAUACGGCGCCCCAAAUCGCUGUCCCCUUCAGACAUGAUGGUAAACUUGGACGUUGAUCGGCAAAAGAAUCGCCUCCGUGCAGCAGAGAGCAUCGCAGAGGCUCAACAGAUGGCGGAAACAGGAAAUCUAAUAGGUGCACGUGAUCUGCUGGCAAGGAGGAGAACUGAUCUUCUUGCUACAGCAUCUGCUCAAGCAGGGGAUGGUCUGUGCAUGUGGCUUGAAGCUGAUAUGAAAGAAACGGAACGAAGAAUGGGAAACCAGCAGUUGUAUCAGCAGGCAGGGAGAGCUUUCGCCCUCUCUGGAAUGAGCUCACAUGCAUCACAAAGGGCCACAACCAGAGGCAAGAUGGUGGCCGGAGCUGCAGCCCCAGUCGAGGGCUUUAGCUUUGGUCCUGCCACCGGUUCCGUGGCACACUCUGCUGCUUUCGGUUCCGUAGCACAGUCUGCUGCUUUCGGUGCCUAUGCAACUCCCAACAUGGCGAAUAUGGUUAACAAGUCUCAGCAACUUAACAAGACAGAAGGCAACUCCCCAAACUAGGAUGAGAAUUUCUUGUUCUGAAUUUGAUGCGGCAUUGUCUUUGUGACAUUAGUCUUUUCUAUAUGUGUUGCUGUUUUUUGUUCGUCAUGAGUAAUUCUUGGGAGCUCCCGGAAUUUCAAACUCCAGAUAAUCACAUUCGUCCGGGUAUUGGAUCUCAUAUGAAUCUGAAUACAUGAAUGUUUGUGAUUUUCUUUGACAAGUUCGUACGUAAGUAGAAUGUUGAGUGGUUUUGCAUAGUUUGAGGCAAUACGGUUUUUUAUGUAAUUGCACUUUCUCAGGUCUAUACCAUUGUAAUAAGAACUUCUGCUGUUUUUUUUUU
Molecule: messenger RNA, 2450 nt
Organism: Sesamum indicum (sesame)
Lineage: Eukaryota; Viridiplantae; Streptophyta; Magnoliopsida; Lamiales; Pedaliaceae
Product: E3 ubiquitin-protein ligase WAV3-like
Source: RefSeq, a predicted model, not a curated record